Messenger RNA from Penicillium manginii, 351 nucleotides. Its product is annotated as endosulfine family protein. The record is from RefSeq and is a predicted model, not a curated record. Gene Ontology annotation, molecular function: protein phosphatase inhibitor activity. The transcript has 2 exons. The coding region runs from base 1 to 351 and encodes 116 amino acids. Gene Ontology annotation, cellular component: cytoplasm. Lineage: Eukaryota; Fungi; Ascomycota; Eurotiomycetes; Eurotiales; Aspergillaceae.
AUGUCCUCGGAUGAGCAGCGUCUAUUCCGCCUCUACGGCAAAAUGCCCAACAAGAAAGACCUCCUUCAGAACAAACUCAAGGAACGCAAAUACUUCGACUCAGGCGACUACGCCCUCAGCAAAGCCGGCAAAGCCCAAGACGUGACAAGCAUCGGAUCCCGCCACCCCGUCCCAGAAAACAUCCCCCAUCUAACCGCAACCUCACCCGGCACCAACCCCGCCCCACAAACCAACGGCAGCAUCAGUGCCCAAGGCGGCCAGCAGAUCCCCGGCUCUAUCAGCGGACACCCUGGUUCGGUGGGCUUUCAGCGCGCCAGCCCUAAGGAGGGGGGGCUUCUUGCAUCGCGGUAG